Molecule: messenger RNA, 1026 nt
Organism: Didymella exigua CBS 183.55
Lineage: Eukaryota; Fungi; Ascomycota; Dothideomycetes; Pleosporales; Didymellaceae
Product: flavo protein
Exons: 1
Coding region: 1-1026 (341 amino acids)
Cellular component (GO): cytosol
Molecular function (GO): NADPH-hemoprotein reductase activity; FMN binding; flavin adenine dinucleotide binding
Source: RefSeq, a predicted model, not a curated record
AUGAAGUCUCUCAGCUUUCCGGUCGAUUUCCCAGAUGUGCAAAUGAAGCUGCACCUCUUCUUUCAAUCUAUGCUCGCAUCGCCAGCAGUCCACAGCACCAAGCCAUUAAGCACCGCAGAUGGCGUCGCUGUUCUUCUAUUCCCUUUCUCUGCUUUCGGGUACCUCACACAUGGUCGUAUCUGGGACAGACCUGACCCGAAUCAUGGCGUCUGGUUCGAGCGACCACAGUUAGCGAUUGGUGCAUCGAGCGGCAGAGUCGCUGCCACACGAGAUAUCUCCCAGAAGCUGGCUGAGGGCGAAUAUCACUGCGUUGUAUUCUGGGGCUCUCAGUCUGGUACUUCGGAGCGAUUUGCCGAGACAAUUGGCCGCGAAUGUCUGUCACAUUUCGGCAUCAACGCUCUUGUAGCGGAUCUCUCAGACUACGACGCCGAGAGCAUUUCCAAGAUUCAAUCAUCACACUUCGCGAUCUUUGUCCUUAGCACAUAUGGCGAGGGCGAUCCCAGCGACAACACAGCUGGACUAUGGGACUGGAUCAAGCAAGUGAAGGAUAAGAAGACCAUAGUUCAGAACUUGCAGUAUCUUGCCUUUGGUCUCGGCAACAGUAACUACAAAUACUACAACCGUGUGCUUGAUGUUGUCGUCGACGCACUCGACAGCGCCGGCGCCAGUGCCUUAAUGGCAAGACAGAAGGCGGAUGAUGCCAACGGUGGCACCGAGGAAGAUUUCCAGGCAUGGAAGGACGAUGUUUUUGCUGUGUUUUACCAGCUUGGUUACGAGCAGAAGAUAGUAGAGUAUCAACCGACCAUCAAGCUUACUUUCAGCGGCGAGACGAACAACGACAAGGCGGCGAACCUUGCGACAUCUUCAAACCACCAGCAGACCUCGACGCAGUCUGCCAUCGUACCGUUGACCAUCAAGAGCGCCCACGAGCUGUUCGCUGCUGGAGAUCGAAACUGCAUACAUAUGGAACUCGAUCUUGGAAGUCAGGAUAUUGUGUACAAGACGGAAGAUCACAUCGGCAUCUGA